CAGCCGGCGCUGAGCGCGGCAGGCGCGGGAGCUGGCGCUGGAGCAGGAGCGGCGGCGGCGGCGGCGGCAUUCACCGGGAGGCGGCGGCGCGGGCUCUGGCACGGGCUCGGGCUCCGGCAUGGUGCAAGCCAGCCUCGUCCCGAGAGAGCGGGGCCCGCGCGCGGGACUGGCGCCCGCGGAGCGGCGGCAGCGGCAGUGGCGGUGGUGGCUGCAGGCGCAGACAGGCGGCAGGUGCUAGAAGCCGGGCUGGGCGAGGUGUGUGCCCGCUGGGCUCCCGGGCCGCCGCCCCCUCACUGCCUGGGUCUUUCCCUCCCUUCGUGCUCGCCAGUGCGUCCAACCCCCUGCCUCCGCGCCCCGGCCCAUGGCGCCCCGCGGUUGAGCCGGCGCCGCCAGGGACCCCUCCCACGGGCCUCCCCGGGGCGCGCAGAUCCCGGAGCCGCGCGCCCACCCUCCGCGGAGCCUCCCUCCCUGCCUCGCCCGAGCCGGGCGGGACCAUGGCUGCGAAGCUGCGAGCGCAUCAGGUGGACGUGGACCCGGACUUCGCGCCGCAGAGCCGGCCGCGCUCGUGUACCUGGCCCCUGCCGCAGCCCGACUUGGCCGGCGACGAGGACGGGGCGCUGGGCGCAGGGGUGGCCGAAGGCUCUGAAGACUGCGGGCCAGAACGCAGGGCGACGGCCCCGGCGAUGGCCCCAGCGCCGCCGCUGGGCGCGGAGGUCGGACCGUUGCGGAAAGCAAAGAGCUCCCGACGGAACGCGUGGGGGAACCUUUCCUACGCCGACCUCAUCACCAAAGCCAUCGAGAGCGCCCCGGACAAGAGACUCACGCUCUCGCAGAUCUACGACUGGAUGGUCCGCUACGUGCCCUACUUCAAGGAUAAAGGCGACAGCAACAGCUCGGCCGGCUGGAAGAACUCCAUCCGGCACAACCUGUCGCUGCACACCCGGUUCAUCCGCGUGCAGAACGAGGGCACUGGCAAAAGUUCGUGGUGGAUGCUGAACCCUGAGGGCGGAAAGACUGGCAAGACCCCGCGGCGCCGGGCCGUGUCCAUGGACAACGGGGCCAAGUUCCUGCGCAUCAAGGGCAAAGCAAGCAAGAAGAAGCAGCUGCACCUGCCGGAGCGGAGCCCAGACGACAGCCCUCCGGGUGCACCCGUUCCAGGGCCCCUGUCGGCCUCCGCCAAGUGGGCCGCCAGCCCGGCCUCACAUGCCAGCGACGACUACGAGGCGUGGGCCGACUUCCGCGGCAGCGGGAGACCCCUGCUCGGGGAGGCGGCCGAGCUGGAGGACGACGAGGCCCUGGAGGCCCUGGCACCGUCCUCGCCGCUCAUGUACCCGAGUCCCGCAAGCGCGCUGUCGCCCGCCCUAGGCGCUCGCUGCCCAGGCGAGAUACCGCGUCUGGCCGAGCUGGGAGGCCCGCUGGGCCUGCACGGGGGCGGCGUCGCGGGGCUACCGGAUGCCCUGCUGGACGGCGCGCAGGACGCGUACGGGCCGCGGGCACGCGCCGGGACUCCCGCCUACUUUGGCGGCUGCAAGGCGGGCGCCUACGGUGGGGGCGGGGGCUUCGGGCCGCCGGCGCUGGGCGCGCUGCGCCGUCUGCCCAUGCAGACCAUCCAGGAGAACAAGCAGGCCAGCUUCGCGCCGGCCGCCGCACCCUUCCGCCCCGGGGCGCUGCCCGCGCUGCUGCCACCGCCGCCUCCCGCACCGAGGCCCGGCCCGAUGCUGGGCGCGCCCGGGGAGCUGGCGCUGGCUGGCUCGGCCGCCGCUUACCCCGGCAAGGGAGCGGCCCCGUACGCGCCGCCGGCGCCCUCGCGCAGUGCCUUAGCCCACCCCAUCAGCCUUAUGACGCUGCCCGGCGAGGCGGGCGCCGCCGGCCUGGCCCCACCGGCCCACGCCGCAGCCUUCGGGGGUCCGCCCGGCGGCCUCCUGCUGGACGCGCUGCCCGGGCCCUACGCGGCUGCUGCAGCCGGGCCGCUGGGUGCCGGGCCUGACCGCUUCCCGGCCGACCUGGACCUCGACAUGUUCAGCGGAAGCCUCGAGUGUGACGUCGAGUCCAUCAUCCUCAACGACUUCAUGGACAGCGACGAAAUGGACUUCAACUUCGACUCAGCCCUGCCUCCGCCGCCCCCGGGCCUGGCCGGGGCGCCACCCCCUAACCAGAGCUGGGUGCCGGGCUGAGAGCCACCCUGCUCAGCCUGGGUGCCCCGGUCCCGUCUCCAAGGGGCCUCUGUCUUCCCAUCCCGAUCCCCGGGUCCCCACUCCCCUGACCCAGCUCCACGGGAGGAACCAGGAGGCAAUCCCAGCCCAGCUGGAGACAUCCCCUCAGAGCUGAGCGCAGAGGGAGGUGGGAGGGAGCGGCUGGGACACCUCGCUAUUCCUGUUCGAACUCCUAAGACCUCCUGCUGGAGCUGGAAGCCUGGGAGAGGUAGUUGAGGUCCGGCUAGGUGGGAGUGGGGAAGAACAAGGCGAGGCGGAUGGCCCUCUGUGGAUGCUGAUGCUGGAAGCCACCUAGGAAAUGGGGCGGGGGCGUUUCUGAAUCUUCAGUUCUUAUUGCUGGGCCAUUUGCGGUAAUGUGACGCACAGCCCACCCAAGGCCAAUCUGAUUCUCAAAUGACACUUUCCCUCACUGGCCAUAGAACCACCACACGAAGCCAGCAACCCUCUCGUUCACACCUAUCUUGGUCAUCCAUUCUGCUCAGUCCUCCGGUCGGUCCUCAGCUACCCUCUGGUUCAGUGUCUCCCACCUCUGCCAGUCCUGGCAUCUCCUCUCUCCUGUCAGUCAACCCCACACUCCUGCAGUACUGGUCACAGCCUCUCCAGCGGGCCUCAGUUCUGGAUCCAGCCCCCAAUCCGACACCCCUUUCUCCGUGCCAGUCCUGGCCCCUCUCUCCCAUAUUUAUAAGUGUCCGGUCGGGGCGGGCGGUGGGCGCGGCGUCCCCGGCGCGUAUCGUAGGCAGUGUACUGUGGCCGUGCCGUCAGCGUGUGCGUGUGCGUGUGUGCCGUGUCGAGGCCGUGUAGAGUGCAUUGUACAGCAUAUUUUCAUGAAUAAAAUUGUUUUAAAUAUUU
This is a messenger RNA of Peromyscus leucopus (white-footed mouse), 3062 nucleotides long. RefSeq names its product forkhead box O6 (gene Foxo6). Gene Ontology annotation, biological process: regulation of transcription by RNA polymerase II. Gene Ontology annotation, molecular function: RNA polymerase II cis-regulatory region sequence-specific DNA binding; DNA-binding transcription factor activity, RNA polymerase II-specific. Gene Ontology annotation, cellular component: nucleus. The record is from RefSeq and is a predicted model, not a curated record. The transcript is spliced from 2 exons. The coding region runs from base 495 to 2174 and encodes 559 amino acids. Lineage: Eukaryota; Metazoa; Chordata; Mammalia; Rodentia; Cricetidae.